AUGAAGCGAGCCAUAUCUGCUCUCUGGGCGCGCCACGCCGUCCGCCAAGCCUACCUCUACACCACCUCCACCGCCGCCACGUCCUCGUCGCCUGAGGUGGGGGCGUCCGCGUCAGAGGCGUGGGACGGGCGUUUUCGGCUCCACAAGCCGCGCGGGCAGCACCUGCUCACCAACCCGCUCAUCGUCGACGCCAUCGCGCGCCGUGUCGCCAUUAGUCCGGGUGACGCCGUCCUCGAGGUCGGCCUCGGCACAGGCAACCUCACCGCGCGCCUCCUCGCAUCCCACGCGGCGCGCGUCGCGGCCGUCGAGAUCGACCCGCGCAUGGUCGAGGCCGUCAGCUCACGGUCCGCCCACACGCCCGCCACUCUCGGCCUCGAGGACAAGCUCAUGGUGAUCGCGGGUGAUGCCGUCGAGGUAGAGUUCCCGGAGUUCGACAAGGAGUUCGCGCGGCGGCUCGUGGCCACGCCAGGCGACGGGGAGUACAACCGGCUGGCGGCCAACGUGCGCCUGGUCGCCGACGUGAGGCUGCUCAUGGACGUGAGCAAGAGGGACUUUGUGCCCAUGCCCCGGGUGGACUCAUCCCUCAUCGAGAUCCGGCCACGGGGUUGA
Molecule: messenger RNA, 609 nt
Organism: Miscanthus lutarioriparius
Lineage: Eukaryota; Viridiplantae; Streptophyta; Magnoliopsida; Poales; Poaceae
Source: the annotation of a GenBank genome assembly